Myotis lucifugus (little brown bat) is the source of this 2110-nucleotide messenger RNA. RefSeq names its product reticulocalbin 1 (gene RCN1). Bases 71 to 1066 code for a protein of 331 amino acids. The transcript is spliced from 6 exons. NCBI's taxonomy places the organism in Eukaryota, Metazoa, Chordata, Mammalia, Chiroptera, Vespertilionidae. The record is from RefSeq and is a predicted model, not a curated record. Gene Ontology annotation, molecular function: calcium ion binding. Gene Ontology annotation, cellular component: endoplasmic reticulum.
CAACCCCACUCCCCAGUCGCUUCUCUUGUCGCUCGCUCGGUGCCUCCCCGCGGGCCGCUCUCUCCUCCCGAUGGCGCGCGGGAGCUGCGGCCACUGCCUGGGACUGGCCCUGGCGCUGCUGCUGGUGCUGGCGCUGGCUCCCCGGGCGCUGCGGGCCAAGCCCACGGUGCGCAAGGAGCGCGUGGUGCGGCCCGACUCGGAGCUGGGCGAGCGGCCGCCCGAGGACAACCAGAGCUUCCAGUACGACCACGAGGCCUUCCUGGGCAAGGAGGACUCCAAGACCUUCGACCAGCUCACCUCGGAGGAGAGCAAGGAGAGGCUGGGGAAGAUUGUUGAUCGAAUUGACAGUGAUGGGGACGGCUUUGUCACCACAGAGGAGCUGAAAACCUGGAUCAAACGGGUGCAGAAAAGAUACAUCUAUGAUAAUGUUGCUAAAGUCUGGAAGGAUUAUGAUCGGGACAAGGACGAUAAAAUUUCCUGGGAGGAAUAUAAACAAGCCACCUAUGGUUACUACCUAGGAAACCCUGCAGAGUUUCAGGAUUCUUCAGAUCAUCACACCUUUAAAAAGAUGCUGCCACGCGACGAGAGAAGGUUCAAAGCUGCAGACCUCAAUGGUGACCAGACAGCCACUCGGGAGGAGUUCACCGCCUUUCUGCACCCUGAGGAGUUUGAGCAUAUGAAAGAAAUUGUGGUUUUGGAAACUCUGGAGGACAUCGACAAGAAUGGGGAUGGGUUUGUGGACCAGGAUGAGUAUAUCGCGGAUAUGUUUUCCCACGAGGAGAAUGGCCCUGAGCCAGACUGGGUUUUGUCAGAACGGGAGCAGUUUACUGAAUUCAGGGACCUGAACAAGGAUGGGAAGUUGGACAAAGAUGAGAUUCGCCACUGGAUCCUCCCCCAAGACUAUGACCACGCACAGGCUGAGGCCAGACACCUGGUGUAUGAGUCGGACAAAAACAGGGAUGAAAAGCUAACUAAAGAGGAGAUAUUGGAGAACUGGAACAUGUUUGUUGGAAGCCAAGCUACCAAUUAUGGAGAAGACCUCACAAAAAAUCAUGAUGAACUUUGAUACACACUCAGCAUAACAUGACAGACUGUCAUGGGCUUUCUUUUAUUGUCUUGGAUGGUUGCUACAGUUGUCUAAUUUAUAGCAGUUGUGUCCCUGAAACAGCAGUUUAUAACCUCAGAUUGGGCUUAAAAUUGCUUUUCACUCAAUGUUUACUGCGAAAUAGUCAUUUCUAUUCCUUCAAUAAGAUAUCUCUACAAACACCUUAAAAUCUUUGUAAAUCACAAUAUUUUUUGGGGUGGGGAUACAUUACAAAAACAUGACUUUUUAGCCUUUUUCAUUAUAUUUAAAGGGGAAUAAGAUUAGAAAAAGCCCUGUUACUGAGAAGUUGGGUGGGUUGGGGGAGCAGUAUAUGGAGUGACUGCUAUGUAUUUUAACUGAAAUUUUUAUAUUUGCCACAUUGAAAAAUUAGGGAAAACUCUGAUAAAGUUACAGUGGUGUCCUAUGUGGGCUUAUUUCAGAACAAGUCUAAUACUUCAGAUUCUUCCUUCUUGACUUUGUACUCUGAGCUGUUACUGUAAGUGGAGUAUAAAACCUCUGCAUUUUUCUGUAUGGACCUGGUAAUGUGCACAACAAAUCCACAUCUUUGUUUUUUGUUUUUUUUUACAAUAAGAAUCAAUGAAGAAAGAUAAUGUGAAAAAGAAAGGGAUUUUAGAGGUAGGGAAAAGAUGAAUGGCAGGCAUUUGGUGAACUAUAGGAAAAUGGUAAACAUGUUAUUAUACUUGAGAAGAUUAUCUUGACAUAUAAACGAGGUAGGUCUGAUCUUUGAAAAAGUGAAUAGAGAUGUGAUCCAUUUCCUUGCUGAUCAUCGAUAGGAAUGAAGGAGGGAAUCCCAGGGAAGCCUGCCUGGUGGGGGGCUGGAACCCAGUCCCAGUGAUUCCACGACUCUUGGACCUGCCAGGGGACCACUCACACCGUGGAAUUAGGACAAGGUGAUGUUCCAAGCCAUUGGCUGAACUGGAGGAAACAACGUUUACAGGUUGAAAUGCUACCUUAUAAGUAGGAAGUGAAUGAAAUAAAAAAUCCCACUGAGGAUUUUCUACUGUG